AUUAAAUCGUAUCUUACAUCUCCUUUCAGAAUCUGGGACGUGUGUGUUGAAAGAACUUGGGGCAGAGAUUAAAUCUCUUUUGAGCUCGUGUAUCAACCCAUCUACCUCUACCCUCUUUCUCGCUCUAUUCUACAUGAGAAAGCUAUUUUCGGAUCACCUUCAUCUUCGCGGAUAUUCCGCUCUUCACCGUGCUCAAGUUCUUUUCAGAGCAUUUUGCCUCGCACUCAUGUUGGCAUUUAAAUGGCUUGAUGACUAUACGCAUAGUGUUCGAACCAAUGUUGCCGAAACAGACGAGGAGUUCUGGAGACAAAAGCGCGCAAAUCCUAAGAAGUAUCGAACUUGCUGGGCAGACUUCAUGUCCAUGUCAGUCAGUGAAGUCAAAAGUACUGAGCUUUGCGCUCUAACGUUGCUCGACUGGAAUAUCUCGGUGUCCACAUCAGACUGGUUCUUCUGGCUUGAGGAUUUGCGCAUCCAUACUAUUGCGCCAUCGGGAAGGUCCAUAUGCACGAUCGUUGCUGCGCUUAUUUAUACCGCCCAGCUCGAGUUGCAGAGAAAAUCUCCUGAGGCCCCGUUCUUGAACCCUUCUCGUCAAAGUUCACCGACCAGGUCUCUGGAGCCCCUACGCCGUUUAGAGAGUGCACUGCUUGUUGGAAUUUCUACUGUUUCCUGGACUGUUCCUCCGGAUGUCGCUCUGGAAGAAAGUCCAGUAGGGAUCACAGAUUCUGAACUUUGUCCCACGGUGGUCGUUACUUCUGCUCCUGUCCAGCUAAAUCCCUGGCAGACAUACCAGUUGAGUGCUUUAGAAGAUUGCCUCCCCCCGUCCCCCCUAUCGCAGAAUCCCUACUAUUGCCCAGCCGAUUUCAAUUCUAUCCUUCCCUCUGCGCAGAACUCGAUGCUACCUUCACAUAAUUCUACUUCAACGCCCAUCUUUCUCGAUCCUUGGCGUGUUUAUGAUUUCAAAAGUUCAGUGUAUCUGUAAUCUAGCUACUGUACAUGUAAAAACAAUCCUUUGAUACCCUUAGCCCAUUACCAUAAACAAGCAUCCGACCAAUGUCGGAGCACCGGAAACGAGUUCGGGGGUGCUCGAAUGUAAUGCUCACGUGUGAUAGCGCAAAAGGAUGUCGCAAAGGCUUCUUUCUCUCCUUACAUCCACCGUCAAUACUUACUCACUAUACUAUCUAACGAAUUCGACAACCAUGAGCAAUCUGC
Lentinula edodes (shiitake mushroom) is the source of this 1209-nucleotide messenger RNA. RefSeq lists its product as uncharacterized. Bases 134 to 979 code for a protein of 281 amino acids. Lineage: Eukaryota; Fungi; Basidiomycota; Agaricomycetes; Agaricales; Omphalotaceae. The transcript has 3 exons. The record is from RefSeq and is a predicted model, not a curated record.